Messenger RNA from Aplosporella prunicola CBS 121167, 735 nucleotides. RefSeq lists its product as uncharacterized. The record is from RefSeq and is a predicted model, not a curated record. The transcript has 2 exons. NCBI's taxonomy places the organism in Eukaryota, Fungi, Ascomycota, Dothideomycetes, Botryosphaeriales, Aplosporellaceae. Bases 1 to 735 code for a protein of 244 amino acids.
AUGAAGGCGCCGCCUCAAGGUCGAGCAAAUGCCGCAGCGGCCGACUCUCGCAUGAAAAUAUACACCCUACUCAACCACCCCACUCGCCCUCCACUCACUCAUCCUCCACACCACGACCGCCUUAGUCGCCACCCUAAGCAGCCCACCCAACCAGCACCCUCCUCCUCGCCCCCCACCCCGUCUUCAUGGCUGCACACCAUCUCCAGCGACAUCUUCGCAGCCAGCAUCUUCGCCGACGCAUACAUGUCAGUCAACACCCGCACGCCCCAACCAAGAAACCACAUACUAACAGGCCGCCUCCGCAGCCGCGAAGAAACGCCCACGCCCAGCAGGACUCCGCCCGAGGACCAAGCAAGCGCACGCACGAGCAUGGCUUCCAUCCUCCACAUCCCAACCAGCAGCAGCCAAGCCGCAGCCACAACAACGACGACGACGACGACAAGCCGCCGUCCGCUGAACAGCGACCUCACCCUCACGAGCUCUCCUCCUCCUGCACCAGCACCAGCAAAAACCCCACGCCCAGAGCCCACCCAGCCCGCAAACGCGAGUAGCAACGCUCUUGCACGCGCGUAUGCUGCUCCCUCAACCGCCGAGCCAGAAACGCACGAGUCUCGCAAGCCACGCACGAGGGCCCGUAAGCGCCGCUCGUCGAUGCUGCAUGGUAUUGAUGCCGAGAACAUCAUUGUGAGCCAGCGCCGCACUCGUGCGCGCAAGCUCGCCUUUUCUGCCGGUUGA